Messenger RNA from Mesorhabditis spiculigera, 2730 nucleotides. The record is from the annotation of a GenBank genome assembly. Lineage: Eukaryota; Metazoa; Nematoda; Chromadorea; Rhabditida; Rhabditidae.
AUGCCAAAACCCAUCAUCAGUAAUGCCGCUCUGCAAAGAGAUCCGCUGAUCAGUUCUCUAUUCACCCUCAAGGAUCCUACUUUAAUUUAUUGCGAUCUACUGAAAGUCGGACAUGGCUCAAGUGGGCAAGUAUUCUAUGCGUACGAUAAUGUUACAAAUGAAGCCGUGGCUGUCAAAAAGAUGGCGUUUACCGGAAAGGACCAAAAAGACUUCCGCGAUGAUAUCAUUAAAGAGAUUCGGUUUCUGAAAGAAGCACAACAUCCUAAUAUUGUUCAGUUUAUUAAUUGCUAUCUACGGGAAGACAAAUGCUGGUUGGUGCUUGAAUAUUGCCUUGGAUCGGCUGCCGACAUUUUGGAAGCACUCGGGACGGGGUUGCGCGAGAGCGAAAUCGCUGAGAUUUGCGUCAAUAUUCUGGAGGCCCUGAAGUACAUUCAUGCACUUGGCCGGAUUCAUCGUGAUAUCAAGUCUGGCAAUAUUCUAAUGAGCCGAAACGGUGGCGUGAAACUCGGUGAUUUCGGCAGUUUGUCUUCAUCCAGUCCUGCGCAAACAUUUGUCGGAACUGCCUAUUUUAUGGCUCCUGAGCUGAUAACCGCUAUGGAAGACGGCCAUUAUACAACAAAAGUUGAUGUUUGGGCGCUAGGUAUCACAUGCAUUGAGCUGGCUGAGACUCGUCCGCCUCUCUACUCAAUGAAUGCGAUGGCGGCCUUGUACCAAAUUGCCAUGAACCCGCCGCCAACACUGGAGAAAAUCGAUCCGACUUUGCACUCUUCACGAGAACCAUGGAGCGAAGAUUUCGUUGAUUUUUUGAAACAAUGUCUGAUCAAGGAACCAACCAAUCGAACCAGUGCUGCUGCCGCGUUGAAGCAUUCGUUUUUCCACAAAGCUCGUCCCCCGAAUCUGAUUUCGGAUUUGGUGGCACGUGCUAAAGAUUUGGUGGCAUCGGCCGACAAUGCUCAGUUCAAAAAGUUUAUGCACUUCCUAGACGAGAAUACUCGCCAACUGGCGGAUUCUACAGGCACGUUGAGUUUUACGCCAUUGACAUCGCAAUUUAGAAAACCGGUUGAUACGGAUAAUGCACUCGACGCGAUAUCCACCUACUCGCAUUCGCCGACAAAUAGCGUCAUUUCCACAGCUUCUAUCCGGGCGAAUGGUGCGGACGACAAAUCGGGAACCCCACGAUUAACCCCGUCGAAGCCGGAUACGGAUAUGGAAACCCUUCCAAAAGAGCCGAAGCCUGCUAGCAGCGACACCCACUCGUCAUUGGCGGAAUCGGACGAAGCUCCGUAUCAAGUCGCGGAACAGCCUUGGUCUCGCAAUGGCUCAACUAAAGAAGUACCACUAAAGCCCCAAACCAGUACCCUGCGACUUUCCAAAUUUUCGACGCUUAGGACGACAAAGAGCUUGGCUCGGCAGCAAGACAAAUUUGCCAGGUGUAACUAUGUGGCCGACCAGAUGGCGCUCUAUAAGCAUUUGCGGCAAAUGCAAGGCAAAGAACUGAAGCAGUUGGAAGAGAAGUGUCGUAAUGAACUGGACGCGCUGCGCGGUGAACAGUAUCGGGAACUUGAGAAGCUGUCAGCGGAACAAGAAAAGGCUCGUGGCAAAGCCUAUCACAGCAAGGCCAUUGAUGGCGAAAAGUCGAGGAAAGAUGCAGAAGCCAAGGAAAAGAAGCUACGCAAGGAAAUUCAGGGUAAACAAGCCAGUGAGAUGCGCUCUUUCUCCACCAUUCAGGACAAGGAAUACAACUAUAUGAAAGAUCAGGAGAAAAUCCGCCUCAAAAAGCUGCACACCGACAAAAGGGAAUACGAGCGAGUGUACAAAGAAACCAAAGAUCGGCUUCUGCAUUAUCGAUCCGAUAUUGAAUUGGGCUUCAAGAAGAAUCUGGAACAUGAGUUGGAAGAGCAGUUACGUCGGCAUCGUCGUGGCGCGUUAAUCCGUCUGCAUGGAAUGGAAGAGGCGCUCAACAACGUGGUUUUCACCGGAGACGAGAAACGAUUGGCGCAAAAACACAGCUUGUUGAAAGAUCACCAUUAUCAACUGACAAAAUUGGAGGAAAACCAGAUCCAGGCUGUCCACGAUUUGAAGUUUCGGCACUUGAUUAUUCAACAUGAGGCUGAGAAACAAAACCAAGCUGAGUACACGAAUAAAGUGCAAGAAGAGCUUCGCCGCACGCAGGCGCAGCAGACCAAAAAGAGGCCCCGUGAACUCAAGCUAAAGGAGAACGAAAUCCGGAAGCAAUACCGACAAGCUGUGAAGAUCCAGGCUCAACAGUUCAAGCUCUAUUCGCAAGAGGUCCUCCGCACAGCUCUUCCCCAUGAAGCAAAGGAGUUGACGCAGCAGCUGAAGGAGGAUCAGCACCGCAAGCUUGCUCUAUUGACUUCCCAAUACGAUACUCAAGUCGAGAAUAUGAUCUAUCAUAACACUACCUACAUUGACGAUGAGCAGCAGAAAGAGGCCAAGCUCUUGGCGACCAAAUUAGCCGACGAAGAAAAAGAACUGGCCAGCUGUCAGGAGAAGCAAAAAGAACAGUUGACUCUGUUAAUCGAAAAGGCAAGUUGUUGGCGUCUGAAGGAACGGAUCGCUCAUCGUCUGAAGAAAUUGGAACAUCGGCUGGCCGAUGAGACGAAGAGCUUUCACGAAAAAGUCCAAGCGGAACGGGCUCGGUUGGCACAAAAGCAAUCCGAGGAGAAGCAAGACUGUGAUAGGAACGCCGAAGGCAUUUCGACCAGCCUA